GAAGCCAACUUCAAGCAGAUUGACUUGAAUCGGAAUCUUAUUUGGGAAGCACCAAGUAUCCAAUAAACUGUGUGGGGUUUUUUAAUUUUUUUAAUCUGGAAAAAUUCUCAAGUUCCUGUGGUUUAUCUUCCUGUCCAUCACUUUUUGAAAUCCUGCAAUCCCAUGUGGACUUCUGGUAGAAUGAGCAAUGCAAGGAGCUGGCUUGGACUUGGCUUGUCCUUGUACUUCUGGGGACUGAUGGACCUUACGACCACUGUUCUCUCCAGCACAACACCACGAGGCAAAUUAGAAGAGCUCCUGUCAGACAAGUCACAGAUGCAUCAGCGAGCCAAGAGAAGCUGGGUUUGGAACCAGUUUUUUGUUCUGGAAGAGUACACUGGAACAGAUCCUUUGUAUGUAGGCAAGCUUCAUUCAGAUAUGGACAGGGGAGAUGGAUCCAUCAAAUACAUCCUCUCGGGAGAAGGCGCAGGCAUUGUAUUUACCAUUGAUGACACUACUGGCGACAUCCAUGCCAUUCAGAGGCUCGACAGAGAAGAGAGAGCUCAGUACACUUUAAGGGCUCAAGCUCUGGACAGGCGGACAGGCCGGCCAAUGGAGCCGGAGUCAGAGUUCAUCAUCAAAAUCCAAGACAUCAAUGACAAUGAGCCCAAGUUCCUAGAUGGACCUUACGUCGCCACUGUGCCAGAAAUGUCACCAGUGGGUACCUCUGUUAUCCAGGUGACAGCCACAGAUGCUGAUGACCCCACCUAUGGCAACAGUGCCCGGGUGGUCUACAGCAUUCUCCAGGGCCAGCCAUAUUUUUCUGUGGACUCCAAAACAGGUGUGAUCAGAACAGCACUUACCAACAUGGACAGGGAAGCCAAAGAAUACUAUGAAGUGAUUAUUCAAGCCAAGGACAUGGGAGGGCAGCUUGGAGGAUUAGCUGGGACCACGACAGUCAACAUCACCCUGUCUGAUGUCAAUGAUAACCCACCCCGCUUUCCCCAGAAACAUUAUCAGAUGAGUGUAUUGGAAUCAGCUCCAGUGAGUUCCACAGUGGGGAGAGUGUUUGCCAAGGACUUGGAUGAAGGAAUCAAUGCAGAGAUGAAAUACACUAUUGUGGAUGGAGAUGGUGCAGAUGCCUUUGAUAUUAACACAGAUCCAAAUUUCCAAGUUGGCAUCAUAACUGUAAAGAAGCCCCUGAGUUUCGAAAGCAAGAAAAGCUAUACCUUAAAGGUGGAGGGAGCCAAUCCUCACCUAGAGAUGCGUUUUCUGAACCUGGGCCCAUUUCAGGACACAACAACAGUGCACAUCAGCGUGGAGGAUGUGGACGAACCCCCAGUGUUUGAACCUGGCUAUUAUUUUGUGGAAGUACCUGAGGAUGUAGCAAUUGGAACAACCAUACAAAUCAUUUCUGCCAAGGACCCAGAUGUGACCAACAACUCAAUCAGGUAUUCCAUUGACAGAAGCAGUGACCCUGGGAGAUUUUUCUAUGUUGAUAUUACAACAGGUGCCCUGAUGACUGCAAGACCGUUAGACCGUGAAGAAUAUUCUUGGCAUAAUAUCACUGUCCUUGCUAUGGAAAUGAACAAUCCCUCCCAGGUGGGAAGUGUUUCUGUCACAAUCAAAGUCUUAGAUGUGAAUGACAAUGCUCCAGAGUUCCCCAGAUUCUACGAAGCUUUCGUCUGUGAGAAUGCCAAAGCUGGACAGGUAAUCCAGACAGUGAGUGCUGUGGACCAGGAUGACCCACACAAUGGGCAGCAUUUCUACUACAGCUUGGCUCCUGAGGCUGCUAACAACCCAAACUUCACUGUAAGGGACAACCAAGAUAACACUGCCCGGAUUCUAACUAGGAGGUCUGGCUUCCGGCAGCAGGAGCAGAGCAUCUUCUACCUGCCCGUCCUAAUAGCAGACAGCGGGCAGCCAGUGCUGAGCAGCACCGGCACACUGACCAUCCAGGUCUGCAGCUGUGACGACAAUGGCCAUGUCAUGUCCUGCAGCCCUGAAGCCUACAUGCUCCCGGUCAGCUUGAGCCGGGGGGCCCUCAUCGCCAUCCUGGCCUGCAUCUUUGUCCUCUUAGUGCUGGUGCUGUUCUUCCUGUCCACCAGGCGGCACCGGAAGCGGCCGUACGUGCUGGACGACGAGGAGAACAUCCAUGAGAACGUGGUGCGCUACGACGACGAGGGCGGGGGCGAGGAGGACACCGAGGCCUUCGACAUCGCCGCCCUGUGGAAGCCGCGCGAGGCGCAGGCGCGGCCGGACGCGCGGCAGGACAUGCUGCCCGAGAUCCAGAGCCUGUGUCGCCGCGUGCCGCAGGCCUGCGCCGUGGGCAGCUCGGUGCACGGCUUCGUGCUGGCCAAGCUCUACGAGGCCGACGCGGACCUGUGGGCGCCGCCCUUCGACUCCCUGCAGACCUACACGUUCGAGGGCGACGGCUCUGAGGCCGGCUCGCUGAGCUCACUGCAGUCGGCCGCCUCGGACUCAGAGCAGAGCUUUGACUUCCUCACGGACUGGGGGCCUCGCUUCCGGAAGCUAGCGGAGCUCUACGGGGCGUCGGAGGGGCCAGCGCCCGUGUGGUGACGGGAGCUUCGCGCAUGCGCG
Molecule: messenger RNA, 2580 nt
Organism: Dipodomys ordii (Ord's kangaroo rat)
Lineage: Eukaryota; Metazoa; Chordata; Mammalia; Rodentia; Heteromyidae
Gene: Cdh20
Product: cadherin 20, type 2
Exons: 11
Coding region: 163-2559 (798 amino acids)
Biological process (GO): adherens junction organization; cell-cell junction assembly; multicellular organism development
Cellular component (GO): adherens junction; plasma membrane; catenin complex
Molecular function (GO): cadherin binding; calcium ion binding
Source: RefSeq, a predicted model, not a curated record